UAAAAUUACGAGUAUGUUAAAUGGUCUCUUAAAUGAGCUCAGUUAUAUAAUGUUUUAUACAUGCGCGGAGUUGAUUAAUGCGUUUUUGAACUUUUAACGUAAUGAAUUAUUGAAGUGCUUAUAAAUAUUUAAGUCUGAAACUGCUAUUUAUGAUCUGUUUUAAUUUGGUUGCCAGCUUAUUUCAAUUGAACAUUUUUUUUAGAUACAUUUUAUAAUUUUCAGUUUUUUCUUUUUUUCUUUCUUUACACUAGUUAGUAAUUUUUUACAUUACAGAACAAUCCCACUUUUUGCCUCUAGGUGAAAUUGUCUCGUCUUCUAUUGUGGGUGCGCACUUUGUUGGCUGCCCGAUGUCUUGAUACGGGGUCUCCACCUGACCGACCGGGUCAGUUAUUCCACGGGCUUGAAGGCGAGCGGUUCCAGUUACCCCGCAAUCCACUAGGUUGAAACUAUCGAUGGCUGCUGCUGCUGUUGCCACUCCGGGGGCCACGACGCUCCCCCCAUCGGGACCCGCUGCUCCCCAAGGAGCGAAGGCUCCUGCGACUGGAGCCGGGACGGCGGGGAAGGGCCCUGCAAAUCUGCUGGAGAUCACGGGAGAGGCCAACAUUGUCAACUACAUGAAGAAUCGACUGCGGAAGGGUGCUAUGAAGCGCAAGGGUCUCGAGAUGGUCAACGGCCACAAGUUCGGAGUGAGGUUCUUCAAGAAUCCCACCUACUGCGGUCACUGCAGGGAUUUCAUCUGGGGCUUUGGCAAGCAAGGUUUUCAGUGCGAGGAAUGCCGCUUCAAUAUCCACCAGAAGUGCUGCAAGUUCGUGGUGUUCAAGUGUCCUGGAAAGGACACGGACUUCGACGCAGACUGUGCCAAGGUGAAGCACGGGUGGAUCUCCACCACCUACACCACGCCCACUUUCUGCGACGAGUGCGGCCUGCUGCUCCAUGGAGUGGCCCAUCAGGGCCUCAAGUGCGAGAAUUGCAACCUCAAUGUGCACCACUCGUGCAAGGAGACCGUGCCACCGAUGUGUGGCGCGGAUAUCAGCGAGGUGCGCGGCAAGCUGCUGCUCUACGUGGAGCUCAAGGGCAACAACCUGAAAGUGGACAUCAAGGAGGCGGCCAACCUUAUUCCCAUGGAUACAAAUGGCUUCAGCGAUCCCUACAUCGCAGUGCAAAUGCAUCCGGAUCGUUCGGGUCGCACCAAAAAGAAGACCAAGACCAUUCAGAAGAACCUCAACCCGGUCUUCAACGAGACCUUUACCUUUGAAUUGCAGCAGCAGGAUCGCGACAAGCGCUUGCUCAUCGAGGUCUGGGAUUGGGAUCGAACUUCCCGUAAUGACUUCAUGGGCUCCUUCUCCUUCAGUCUGGAGGAGCUGCAAAAGGAGCCCGUUGACGGAUGGUACAAGUUCCUCUCCCAAGUGGAGGGCGAGCACUACAACAUUCCCUGUGUGGAUGCCUUCAACGACAUAGCUCGCCUACGCGAUGAAGUCAAGCAUGAUCGACGUCCCAAUGACAAGCGCCGAAUGGACAACAAGGACAUGCCGCAUAACAUGAGCAAACGCGACAUGAUUCGAGCAGCUGACUUCAACUUUGUCAAGACAAUUGGCAAGGGAUCCUUUGGCAAAGUCCUGUUGGCCGAGCGUCGUGGCACUGACGAGCUGUAUGCCGUGAAGGUCCUGCGCAAGGAUGUCAUCAUUCAAACGGACGAUAUGGAGCUGCCCAUGAAUGAGAAGAGGAUCCUGGCUCUCUCCGGUCGUCCCCCAUUCCUUGUUUCCAUGCACUCCUGUUUCCAAACUAUGGACCGAUUGUUCUUCGUAAUGGAGUACUGCAAAGGCGGGGAUCUCAUGUAUCAUAUGCAGCAGUACGGAAGGUUCAAGGAGUCAGUGGCUAUUUUCUACGCUGUGGAGAUAGCCAUAGCUUUGUUUUUCUUGCACGAGCGUGACAUUAUCUACAGGGAUCUGAAGCUGGACAAUAUUUUACUGGAUGGCGAGGGACAUGUGAAACUAGUGGACUUUGGCCUGAGCAAGGAGGGGGUGACUGAGCGUCAGGCUACACGCACUUUUUGUGGCACUCCCAACUACAUGGCACCUGAAAUCGUUAGCUAUGAUGCUUACUCCACCGCCGCUGAUUGGUGGUCUUUCGGAGUUCUGCUUUUUGAAUUCAUGGCAGGUCAGGCUCCUUUUGAAGGCGAUGAUGACAAUGCCGUCUUCAGGAAUAUUAAGGAGAAGAAGGCCGUCUUCCCGAAGCACUUUACUGCAGAGGCCAUGGAUAUAAUAACCAGCUUCUUGACCAAGAAGCCCAACAAUCGCUUGGGCGCCGGACGUUAUGCCAGACAGGAAAUCACCACGCAUCCUUUCUUCGCAAGUAUCGACUGGGAAAAAGCAGAGGCUGGAGAAAUGGAUCCCCCCAUCAAACCUAAAAUUAAACAUCGCAAGGACAUUAGCAACUUUGAUGACGCCUUCACCAAGGAGAAGACGGAUUUGACACCCACAGACAAGCUUUUCAUGAUGAACUUGGACCAGAACGAUUUUAUUGGAUUUUCCUUCAUGAAUCCCGAGUUCAUAACCAUUAUUUAAGAGCGAUCUAAAAAGCUCUAAAUGAAAUCCUGGAAAACUACAGGCUCUAUGCUUAAUAUAAUAAACUUUAUUUUGUCCUGAGGUUGAAUCCUAAUAAAGUUUACUCGAAAGCUCUAAA
Molecule: messenger RNA, 2682 nt
Organism: Drosophila ficusphila
Lineage: Eukaryota; Metazoa; Arthropoda; Insecta; Diptera; Drosophilidae
Gene: inaC
Product: protein kinase C, eye isozyme
Exons: 11
Coding region: 453-2564 (703 amino acids)
Biological process (GO): protein phosphorylation
Molecular function (GO): zinc ion binding; ATP binding; diacylglycerol-dependent serine/threonine kinase activity
Source: RefSeq, a predicted model, not a curated record